Lentinula edodes (shiitake mushroom) is the source of this 891-nucleotide messenger RNA. RefSeq lists its product as uncharacterized. The coding region runs from base 1 to 891 and encodes 296 amino acids. The record is from RefSeq and is a predicted model, not a curated record. The transcript has 5 exons. NCBI's taxonomy places the organism in Eukaryota, Fungi, Basidiomycota, Agaricomycetes, Agaricales, Omphalotaceae.
AUGAAGAGCACAUUUGACCCUCAAAAUGAUUUGACCGAACUAAGAGGCAAGGUUAUAAUUGUUACGGGUGGAAAUCGAGGUACAGGUCUUGCAACGGUCAAACAUCUCGCACGAGCCGGUGCUACGGUGUACAUGGCCGCUAGAAAUGAGGGGAAAGCCCUACAGGCCAUCGAAAAGCUUAAUCAUGAAGACCUUCAACCUGGGAAUGGAAAGGUCAAAUGGCUGAAGCUUGACUUGAGUGACCCAAGAGAAGCGAAAAGAGCCGCGGAAACAUUUAUGGAGAAGGAAAAGCGACUGGACGUACUGGGUAAUUAUUUAAGCCCCUUCGUCUUCACUCGCACUCUGAUCCCAUUGUUAACUUCGACAGCAACCGAAGUCAACUCUGAUGUUCGAAUAGUUAACCUCGCAUCGAUAGCCCAUAGAUUUACCCCGUCUGGCGUGAAAUUCUCUGAAAUUGAAGACCUCAAUGUUCAAUAUCGCGGCAAGAUUAUGCCAGGAUUUAUGCGUUACGCACACUCGAAACUCUUGGACAUCCUUUGGACACGCUCUCUGCAGAAACAUUUCAACGCCGCCUCUCCUCCAAUUCCUAUCGUAGCAAUGUCCAUCCAUCCUGGUGGGGUAGACACCUUUUCUCAUAACUGGCCUUUACCCUGGUUCUGGAAACCUAUUGUCGCGCUCGCUAUAAACGACACAGAACAUGGUUCGUAUACCUCGGUUUUUGCUGCGGCUGCCAAGGUCGUGCGAGACGAGAGGGAGAAAUACUGUGGGGCUUAUCUAGAUAACAAACCAGUCGGGAGAAUCGCAGUCCCCAGCGCGACGGCAAGAGACGAUAAGUUGGCUGAUGAUUUAUGGAGUUCGACAAUGAGUUUAUUGAAAGACCUUGGCAUCUGA